Molecule: messenger RNA, 1265 nt
Organism: Pungitius pungitius (ninespine stickleback)
Lineage: Eukaryota; Metazoa; Chordata; Actinopteri; Perciformes; Gasterosteidae
Exons: 4
Coding region: 136-1257 (373 amino acids)
Source: RefSeq, a predicted model, not a curated record
AUGAAAUGAUAAUCGUGUCCAUAAAUAUUCAAAAUAAUAAUUACUGAACUAUAAAAGAGAGCAAAGAGAACAAAAACUUUGUUUCAUGAGCACAAAACUCGCAAACGAGUUUUCCUGGACGAAGGGCUCGCGGACAUGACGAGGCGGCGCGUGGACCUUCUAGAACAUUGUCGGAGCCGCAGCGGCGCGAAAAAUCCACUGCUGUCCAUCCUGAACCGAGAAAGAAUGGCGUUAAGAAAAGUUCUUUCGUCGAAGCCCCAAACCCCUUACUUUAAGCCCCCGGCAAUACACAUUUGUGUGGUUGCACUGAAGGACCAGCAUAGGGUCACGAGGUGGGACUUCCAGGACGGCAGAGCGGUGGCGGCCGUCACAAAAGCUAAUGCCGUCAUGGCCAUCAGCGACGGGCACUCCGUGGCCAAAGUGACCCUGUAUGAAGACCUGAAGGCCCAAGUUCAAGAGGGUGCUUCCUACGUGGUUCGUGGCUAUAACCUGAGGGGCAAUUCCCCUCCAUAUGCCUUUAAUGUCUCAAGGGAGACAGAAUUCUUUCGAAGCAGCGCCCUCGUCAUCGACGAGAAAUUACAAAACGAGGCCUUGAGGCUGAUCAAUCCUCGCUCGCCCCUGACCCCCCUCAGCACCUGCAGGGAAUCUGCUGGUCUGGUCACGGUGGAAGGGGAGGUGGUCGAGGUAAGUAACUUUCCGUUUAACGGGACUGCGAUAUAUAUAGCCAAUGUAGGUUGUUGCUGUAAAAUUAAGAGUGUAAGUCCGCCGGACUGCAGCUAUGAGAACAUUAACACCCAAAUCCACUGUGUUCAGGUGUCUGAGCUGAAGGAGGUGGUGGUGGCGAGGGACCGCGUGCCACUGCAAAACAUCACGUUGAAGCAGGGGGAAACAAAGGUGCCCGUGUCCCUCUGGAGGGAAACCGCCCUCCACUGCUGUGAGAUCGGGAACGUCCUGAGAGUGUCCCACCUGAGAGGGUCGGAGUCCAAUUAUGGAUUCCGGCUCCAAACAACGGUGGAGUCAGCAAUUGAGGCGGUCAGUUCCACGGCAGCGGAGGAGGUUGGAGUUUACGGGGCAACACCGGCACGCGGGGCUCCCGGAAGCCUAAAAGUGCUCCUGGAGGACGACAGGACGCUGUUCAUCGAGGAGAGCAAGUGGCUGCCAAUAGCUGCCAUAAUGGAAGCGCCACCCUUACCGGUCAAAAUAACCGUUAAAGGCAACACCAUUGUCGCCAUUGAAGCCAUGCGGAAGGAGGAGUAGCUGUUUGA